UUCUACAGUAUUCAAAAUGUAUAUGAUGAACAGUACUGUCUACGACACAUUGCCAUUGUUUUACGACUGAAGGUAUGUUUUCACUGAUCAUCUGGUCUGCCAAGCCUUGUCAGUUUGGUCUGUCACAUGCUUUAUGGCAGUCGGUGAUCUUCAUCAAUGGGUUGUGGACCUGGACCAAGCCAUUGUGAACAAGGAGACCAGGAUGGUCUUUCAUGACCAAACCACAAGUUCAUUACCUAAACAAAAUAUCUCCCUUUAACGUCUAAUGUAACUUUAUUUUUAGCUGUAACAAUGUACGAAUCGCGUAUAAUCUUUUUUGGCAAGGGAUCAGCGGGUUAACUUCUACAAUUCAUGUCGGGAAACUUGGUCGUAAAUGCUUCAAUUUGACGAUGAGCUUUAAGCUUAAAAUCCGGUUCAUUGAAAAGAACAAACUGAAUAUGGACAACACUCAAUUUUUAGUGCAAUGGGAUGAACAUCCAUCGCAUCUAGCAACGAGAUUAGGUUACCUUCUAGAACACCAAUCCUUGGUUGAUGUAACAUUAAUGUGUAAUACUCACACGUUGAAAGUUCACAGGGCAGUACUUGCAGCAUGUAGUCCAUAUUUUGAGCGUCAACUAGGCAAUCAUCCUCUUAUUGUGCUAAAAGAUAUGAAAUUUUCUGUGCUAAAAUCUUUAGUGGAGUUCAUGUACUGUGGUGAAACUAGUGUAUCAGAGGAAAAUUUAUCACCACUGCUUGAAGCUGCCAAAUUUUUUGAGGUAAAGGGUUUGUCCUCAAUGACCAAGGAGACAGUUUGUGCUCCCUCGACUUCCCAUUCGAAAACAUUUAAUGGAACUGCAAUGGCUACUACUUCAAGCUAUGGACGAGGGGGUGGUAGGGGUAGGGGUAGGGGUAGGGGCAGGCCCCCGUUAAAUACCUCUACAAAGGUAGGAAGUCCAACGGAAUCGGCUCAAAUACUUCUUUCCUUGUCUGGCACCCAGAGUCCUAUAUUCAGUUCUACUAAAAGCAUAAAGUUGGACCCGACUGCGCAAAAUUCAACCGAUAAGUUAUCCUCUAAAUUAACAUUUGAACCUAGAAGAAGAGGAAGGAAGCGGGGAGCUUUGAACACUGCUUUUAGAGAUCGAUUAUUAAGAGAAGCAGAUACACAGCUGGCUAUAGAAAAUUUGAAGAGAGAUCUUUCGGAUGAAAAUGAUAUGAAUUCCCCGUUACUUAGUUCUCUCCUGAAUAAACAAGAAAGUAAGACUGACACCAAGUACCUGAAAGACAUGGGAUUAUCAUCUAAUGUCCCAAUAGUGGUGGAUAACGGUCAAGGUAAACUUCUAACAUUGACUGAAGAUGUUUUAAAAAGUGUAAUGGAAGGCGAUAAUAAUAUACAACUUCAUCUUCCUUCAGAUUCAAAAUUGAAAAAACCUCCUCCUCGUCCUUUUAUAGUUAAAGAAAUGCAGGCAACCAGAUCGGAUGAAGAGGUCGAAAUAAAACGAGAGCAGGAAGGAGCCUUCGAUGAAGAAAUGCUACAGUCUCUAAAAAACGGUGCUGUUAGUGAAGCGGAAAAUGAACCAGAAGCUGUCGUGUUAUUCGAAGUUACUGAUAAUAAGAAAGUGGAAAAAUACGUUUUAUCAGCAAAGGAAGUUAGUUUACUUAAAGCUUUAAAUGAACAGUUAACAAAACAGAAGAAGGAAUUAGCCGAUAUUACAAACAACAGUUUAUCGACCGUGGACAUUACCGGGUCCAAUACUAAAGUAGCGGAGUUGAAAUUAAAAAUAGGAAAAACUAAAUCUAUUCUUUCUCAAGUUGUAGGAUAUGCAAAAGAAAAACUCAAGAAUAUUUUUCCAGAUCAAAACAACAAGAAAUCGCAAAUGGUUCAACUUGAGUUUAUCGACGGCAAUGGCGAAAAAAUUGAAGGUUAUCAAGUAACCGGAACUUUAGUCGACAAAAAAGAAAAUAAGGAUGAAUUUCUCGGCUUAUUUGAUAUGGUUUGUGAUGGAAACAACGACAGCCCUCUUCUCAGCGGCGAUGCAGAUUCAGCCGAUAAAGGAAAAUUAACACAACCAAACACUUUUCAAUUAGAAGACAAUUCUGAAGCUAUUUCUUAUGAAAUUGAAGCCAUGAUGAAUGACUCUUCAAAUAAUAUAGUUAUAGAAGAUAAAAACCCAGAUUUUAAAUAUAUAAUAGACAAUGAUGGUAAUAUAAUGAAUCAAGAGGACAACUAUGUAGUGUAUGAAAGUGAAAAUGUUAUAUACGAUGGUAGUCAAGGGGUUUUACCGGAUAUUACCGAGUCGGCGGGUCCAGGAGACUAUGUCGUUAGUGACUCUCAAGUUAUUCAUGAAGACGGCACGGAAUAUAUCGUUUAUGACGAUAAAGAAGAACUCGAAAUAAAAGGCAUGGGCGACAGUGCUUACAUUGUGUACGAAAACGACAAAGACGCGGAUAGUUUUGUGAUUUAUCCUUCGUCGACGGACAUGAGUAAAGAGAGAGAAAGUGAAUGUGAGGACGUGACUCUUGAAGGUAAAGGUAGAGACGACAUCGCAGAAGGUAGCAUCUGUGACGUCGAAAGUGGUAGAAGUGGGACUGAAAGUAGAGGUAGUGGUGCUAUAGACGAAGAAGAAUGUAAAGAAUUGCAUUCCCCUUCUUUGUCGUCGUUAAUCAAAUCAAACAGUAAGGAAGAGGAAAGUGAAAGUGGGGACGUGCCUAUGGCAGUUGGACUUGUACCUCUAAAAGAGGCAUUGGAAAAAUUUCAGACUAUUAAUGAACAUCAACCAAGAAAAACUAGGUUAAAUUCUAUAUGUACAGAAGAAAAUGGAAGUAAAAGAAAGAUGUCAGUUUCAUCAGAUACGUCUGAUAGAUCAGAGAAGAGAAUGCGCUUAGACCCUACAUUAAUUGAAGGAAUAAAUGAGGGGAGUCUCUAGUCCCAACUUAUAUAUUUUAUUGAUCUCAUUUAAUUUCCCCCUUCCUUUAACUCUUCAUGUUGCUUCUUAGUUACCUUGUAUGAUUGUUUUUUCUUUUUUUCCGUUUUCUUUUUCUAAUUAUUAUCACUUUUUUUGAAGCAAGUGUGUACUGGAGUGUAAGAAAAUGAUUGAGUGAAUACAGAUGCAUGUAGGUGGACGCAUUUAAAUGUGACUAGACCAAGUUACUUGGUAAUAUUUUAUACAAGAAAUUAAAACAUGUAAAUAUCUAUUUACAUAUUAAUAAAUAUAGUCUUCUUGUGUAAUAUACCCUACAUAAAUAUCUGUACGUGAAUAAAGGGCGUUUCUGAUUUUAUAGGUUUAUAUUAUUGCUAAUUGUUCUUGUAAAUAUUGUUUAUUAAAUGCUAAAUAAAAUAAUACAUUUUUAAA
This is a messenger RNA of Cimex lectularius (bed bug), 3329 nucleotides long. RefSeq names its product longitudinals lacking protein, isoforms F/I/K/T-like. NCBI's taxonomy places the organism in Eukaryota, Metazoa, Arthropoda, Insecta, Hemiptera, Cimicidae. The transcript has 6 exons. The record is from RefSeq and is a predicted model, not a curated record. Gene Ontology annotation, biological process: regulation of transcription by RNA polymerase II. Gene Ontology annotation, molecular function: protein binding. Bases 390 to 2903 code for a protein of 837 amino acids. Gene Ontology annotation, cellular component: nucleus.